This is a messenger RNA of Haplochromis burtoni (Burton's mouthbrooder), 2884 nucleotides long. RefSeq names its product solute carrier family 22 member 2. The transcript has 11 exons. NCBI's taxonomy places the organism in Eukaryota, Metazoa, Chordata, Actinopteri, Cichliformes, Cichlidae. The record is from RefSeq and is a predicted model, not a curated record. The coding region runs from base 939 to 2615 and encodes 558 amino acids. Gene Ontology annotation, cellular component: membrane. Gene Ontology annotation, biological process: transmembrane transport.
UCCUGACAUCUGGCUUGUGCUCAAUAAUUUGAAACUUAUUUUUGUCAUCUAAUCUUGUCUGGACUGACUUACCGUAUGAAAGAAGAAUGAGCCUUGAACGUUGAAUGAAAUGAACUUGUCUUGAAUGAGACUUCCCAACAUCUAUUCUUGGGUAAAAUGAGGUUUUAUCCAAGAAUAGGUCUUAGGUCUUUAAAAUUUGUCUCAAAAAAGCUGAGACUAAAACCUAUGCAAAUAUUAAAAUAUUUCAGGUACAAUGAGGUAGGAGAAUUUGGGGGGGGGGAAUCCUUUGCUCUUGUUUUCAAUAACUUGAUCCUGUCUUGGGCUUCAAGUUGCUUAAAAUGAUUUCACACUAGUUAAGACUUGAGUCUUAGUUUGAUCUGUCUUCAAAAGGAUUUCCAGCAACACACGAGCUUGUCUUGAAGAUUAAAUCUUGAUCCUGUUAAGUCAAGAUUCAGGCUUAACUUGACUGACUUAACUUGGACUGACACUAAACGUGCCUCAAAGUUCUUUAGACUUGUCUGAAAAGACUCAAGAAACUCAACUUUCUUUCCUCUGAUCUUAUCUUUCUCAGUUCUUAAUGUCUAACAGAUUCCAAUGAAGUACCUCUUAAAUGUUAACUGAUUAAACAUCAUCACUGUGUCACCGUCCAAGCCAAUGUGUCCACGCUGAUGAAUUUAUGUAAAUUAAUCCCCAAAGCAGACGUUCUGCUGGGCUCUGACGUCAGUAAAUUGGAUAGCAAACGUCUUUUAAUGCUCUAUGGGAACAGGCAGUGCAGUACCAACGCAUUUCUAUGGACCUUUGCUCCUUCUUGUGCUGUUUAAAAACCCAGUGCAUGUGCAUUUCAAUGGGCACUCUGCAGAGGGAAGCUCAGCAUACAAAUUAGACUCCGGCUGAGUGUUUUUUGCAGCUGGUUAAAGUAAAGAAACCCUUCUACAAUCAUGACCACUUUUGAUGAUAUCUUAGAAGAAGCUGGGAAGUUUGGCCGCUGCCAGAAGCGUAUCUUCAUCCUGCUGUGUAUGGUGUCCAUGCCAUGGGCAGGUGUGUAUGUCGGGAUAGUCUUCCAGGGUUUCACCCCUGAUCACUGGUGUCGAGACCCUGCAGUGGUGGAGAGGAGAGAGGCAUGCGGUUGGAACCUGGCAGAGAGUCGCAGGCUCACAGUACCUCUGGACAACAGCUCUGGUCAGCAGAGCAGCUGUGAGCAGUACAAGGUGGACUGGAAUGCUACUGAGCUCACCUGUGACAAACAGGAGCUGGAGGACCUCAGCAGAACUCCCACAAUCAGCUGCAAACAUGGCUGGGAGUACGACUACGAGGGAAGACGGUCUUUUGUUACUGAGUUUGACCUGGUGUGCUCGAAUGCAUGGUUGGUGGACAUGUUUCAGGCCACUCUGAACGUGGGGUUCCUAGUUGGAAGUAUUGCCAUUGGCUACCUGGCUGACAGGUUUGGCAGGAAAAUGAGCUUCCUCAUAUCCAACUUGCUGAAUGGGGUUUCAGGGAUCCUGGUGGCCGUGGCUCCAAACUACAUAUCUUUACUGGUUUUCAGGACUCUCUAUGGGUUUGGAGUGAAAGGAGGCUGGGUAGCUGGAUAUGUGCUGAUCACAGAGAUCGUGGGCGUGGAGUUCAGACGUACAGUCGGAGUAAUUUACCAGAUGUUCUUCAGUAUCGGCAUCCUCAUCCUCCCUCUGCUCGCCUACUAUAUAACAGACUGGCGCUGGCUGCAGGUCGUCAUCACCAUCCCCUACAUCCUGUUCCUGUCCUACUACUGGUUCAUCCCAGAGUCUCCGAGAUGGCUUCUCUCUCAAAACCAAAACUCCAAAGCAGUGAAGAUCACAGAGGACAUAGCCAAAGAAAACAAGAUGACUCUUUCCAAGAACAUCGAGACCCUGAAAGAUGAUAACGCAGACUCAACCACCGCUUCCUUCAUGGACCUGAUCAGAACGCCAAACAUGCGAAAACACACUUUUAUCCUCAGCUAUAACUGGUUCACCAGUGCUGUCGUCUACCAGGGUUUGAUCAUGAGGCUGGGCAUUCUGGGAGGAAAUGUCUAUAUCGACUUCCUCAUCUCUGGCUUGGUGGAGUUUCCUGCCGCCUUCCUCAUCCUGUUCACCAUUGAGCGCAUCGGCCGACGCCUCCCCUUCGCCACGGCUAAUUUUGUAGCUGGAGUCUCCUGUUUCAUCACUGCCUUUAUUCCUGACAGCAUGUUUUGGUUUAAGACGGCAGUGGCAUGCAUCGGCCGAUUGGGGAUCACGAUGACCUUUGAGAUGGUGGUGUUUGUUAACACUGAGCUCUACCCGACAUUUGUCAGGAACCUCGGAGUGUCUGUUUGUUCCACUCUGUGUGAUGUUGGAGGCAUUGUGGCUCCAUUCCUGCUCUACAGACUGGCUGUGAUCUGGCUGGAGCUGCCACUCAUCAUCUUUGGGUUUCUGGCUUUCCUGGCUGGAGGUUUGGUGCUGCUGCUCCCUGAGACCAGAGGCGUACCGCUGCCCGAUACCAUCGACGACAUUGAGUUCCCAGAAAAAGCAAAGGAGAAAAUCGGACUGAAGAACCAGCAGAUGGUGAACCUGCUGCCCAACUACCAAAAUACAGCAUCCAACAAAGAUCGGGCAACUGUUUAAGCUCCUUUGCACACCAAAGUAUUUAUUUAUGCUGUUUAACAGUGUUGCUUGUGGAUAUAAUAGUUACUUCCUUGAUUUUUAUUUUAGGAGCCAAUUUGAACAAUUUCUCAGUUUUUCUUUGUGCACAGUGUUUAGUGUUUAGACUAACUUGUGUCUUUUUAUGGAACCACGUCAUACAGUUAUUAAAGUUAUCUUUAAUGCAACCAAGCUUCAAGUAUUUUCAUUUAAAACAUUUACUGUUAUAAGAUUUAAAGUGCGCCAUCAUCUGU